AAUGCUAUCAUUCAAGAAACAAAUAUGGGAUCUAGCUUCGAAGUGUCUGAAAGAGAAUUUUUACAGGAUGGUGAUGAUCUGGAUGAACUAGCUAACAUACUGUCAACACCCAACCUUCAAGCCGUGAGUCCAAUACUAUCGAGAUCGAUCAAAAUCAAAAAUACAUUAAAGAAUAAACUAAAAACUUUUUAUAAUAAAUUCAAAAAGAAAAUCACUCAAGUAAAUGAAACACAAAGCACGAAAUCUAAUGCUAAGGAAUUAUUGCAAUAUGAUAUCUCACCCUCAGAUAAGUAUUCCGACCCAGAAGAAGAAAUUAAUGAAUUAAUAUUUGAGAUUUCGGGCCAACUAUCUAUUGCCAGAAAUAUUAGACAAGAAAUGAACCCUUCACAAACUUCAAAAAAUAAUCAG
Messenger RNA from Racocetra persica, 408 nucleotides. The record is from the annotation of a GenBank genome assembly. Lineage: Eukaryota; Fungi; Glomeromycota; Glomeromycetes; Diversisporales; Gigasporaceae.